GCCAUUUUGUACAAAGCAUCCAGUUCGUGUAAUGCAUCCGCGGUCCCCGCCCUCCUCUCCUACCCCUUCGUCACGAGGCGGCGUCUGACCAAUGGGGAGUGUCGUUACAGGCGCAGUGCGGUUGUCGGGAUGUAAGGAGGAAUGGCGACGGUCGAGGGGGUUUCGGAGGUCAGAGUCGAGCUGGGUUUGACCAAACAGAAGCGAAUCGCAGGCCUGAAUCCCCUCACCUCCUCCAGCUAAACUCUUUGUCCCAGGAUGGAGACUGAAGUGACGGUGUCCUCCUCACCGAGCUUGCUCUCCUCCCCCGCGCCACAGACUUUGACCACUCAGGCCAGCCUGGUGGCGAAGCAGCGAGACAGCAGAAAGGGCACACCCGCGACUCCCGCCUUUCUCUCCAACCUGGGGAGGGCCACACUGCGAGGCAUUCGCAGGUGUCCUCAGUGCGGCGUCUACAACGGAACCCGUGGGCUUAGCUGCAAGAACAAGGCCUGUGGGGUGUCCCUCAGAAACGCCUCGGCAGCAGUUAGAAACAGGAAGAAAUGCGCCGUGGAGGUGGUGAAAGUGGUAAUAGACAGCGAGGAGAGGGGCGGGAAAGAGCGCGACAGGGGAGGAGUCCUUGGCGGCGGCUCGGGGGGAGGAGUCCAGGUGUUCUCGGUGUGUCACAGAGGAAGAGGAACCACGGCCACGCAGCUGGGCUUCGUCGAGCUCGUUCCCACCGACACCGCCAUUGCGACGGGUGACGGUGCCACCCUGCUCACCCAGAUCAACCUGGGCCGCUGCUUUUUGCCUGCCUGCAGACAGGGUCAAAGGUCAAACCAUGGCGGGGCAGAAACGGCGGCAGCCAGUUCCAAGCAGUCUUUUGACAGCCUCUGCGUCCACAUCAAACAGGCCAUCGAGUGUCAGAGCCGCGCGACGCCGCUGGCCUUCAAGAGCUCUGUCCUGGAGGGUCUACAGGCCUCCAUUCAGGCCAGGGAGGAGCUGUGGAGGCUGGCCACCGGGUCCCCGGGACCCCUGGUGCAGCGCGUCUCGAAGGACACCCUGGUGGUGAAGUGCAAUACGGAUUCCCACCAUCCUCUGGGCCUGCUGCAUCUCACAGUGGGCGCAGGUGGACUGUCGGAGGUUUCCAAGACCGAGAUAAGGGGCAGAGAGACGCAGCAGCAUGGCAUUUUUCACUGCGCCUGCCAGGUGAGCAGCAGCAACAGCAGGAGAAAUAAACCCGGUGUUGACGGAGCAGGUGGCGCCGCCAGCUUUCAGCCUGCUCCCAGCCCGGCCUCACCGCAGCCCUGCCUCCACUUCUACGCCUGUGUGUGUGCUUUUGCAAGCGAUGAGAAACUGGCUUCCGAGUUCACCCCUUUCAUCAGCUACACCCCCAGUGCUGUGCAGCCCAGUGCCACGAGUGGAGCGACAGGCUGCGGCGAGAAGCCUCUGCAGCAGGCCGAACCUGCCAACUCUCAUCACAAAGCAAAGAAGCUUCGCCCGGACGAAUCUCUCUCCGUGGCCCCCGCCUCUUGGCUGGGGAAAGAGGGAGCAUUCGGCCCCGGCCUGAGGAGAGCUGGUCAGAGGAAAACCCCUGGUGCUGGUGGGCUGAAGGCUCCAGGAGGAGCCCAGGGUGUAGACGAGCUCACGGUGAUGCUGGGGUUCCAUCAGUGGCUGGCCAGUGUCACAGAGAGGAUCCACCAGACGAUGCACUACCAGUUUGACGGGAAACCACAGCCUCUGGUGUACCUCAUUCCCCAGGAGUUCUUCAAUGCGCUGCAGCAUCGUCUGUCGCUCGGCUCCAAGAAGAGGAGGCUACCAAACUUCACGACACCGUUUGUGAGGAAUGAUGGCCUUCCUCCCGGCUCCUUCUCCAAGUACACCUGGCACAUCACCAGCUUGAUGCAGGUCAAACGCAUCUUUGACACUCCAGAGCUGCCUCUGGAGCUAUAUCAGAGUUUUGUGAAAAACAUCGACGGCUCUUACUCACGGUUCCGUUGUCCCGAGCCUCUGCCCGAGUCAGAAUUUCAAGAGGGGUACAGGACGGAUCGUCCGCUGGCCAUUCGACCCAUGGAGCUCCGCACCUUCCUCAGAGUCGGGCCGGGCGCGGCAGAUCAGAAGGAGGCCGGCCCGUUUGUGAUCGAGUGGAUCCCGGACGUUCUGCCCCGCUGUCAGAUGGGAGAGCUCAGGAUCAGCUUUGAGUUUGGCCACCAGAGGAGCGGUCAGCCAGAGAACUGUGAGAAAACAAGUGCGGCGGAGAAAGGGGGUCGUGGCAAGUCGGACUCCCCCCAGUCCAAACACACGAAGGCUGUGGGCGUACUUCAGGUGGUCGUCUAAUGGCCCCCCCGGUCCGGUCUCCUCCUUUAUUAUACAGUGUUAACAUCUGUAGUAAUAGAUGAAUGAAUCGGCCAUGGAUGAAUAUUUCUCAUUGGUAUAAACAGUAUAUGACUCGACCAAUAUAACCAUGUUACAUUAUGCAAAGGUAUGGAUAAUCAAUUGCAAUGCCACUUAUACUGUACAAUGUGUAAAGUUUCGUUUGUUGUGGAGUCCUCACGUUAAUGCCUUUUCCUUCAUUCUGAAUAUGCACAACAUUCGCAAAGUACAGAAACAAAAAAGAAAGUAUAUAUUUAAAAAAAUGUGAUAUAUUUUUAAUAGAUAAAUAUUAAAACAUUGUUGUCCGAGACAGAUCAUACAGACAUUUGAGAGGAUUUUUAUUUAAACUGCGAGCUUGUAAAACUAAUGGGAAUAGACGUAGAUGUACGCUGCUCAAAAACAAUGAAGGGAUCACUUAGUCGUCACAGUUAAACACCAAGUGAGUUAAACUUCAGGGACAUCUAACAGUCCAGUUAGGAUGGUCAGCUGCUUUGGUGCAAAUGAAAGUGACAACAGGUAAUUGUGGAACCUUACGCUGGUGCUGUGGGACCUGGGUUUCUCCUUGUGCGGGACAAUGCCCGGCCUCAUGUGGCCAGAGUGUGUCGGCACUUCCUGGAUGACGAAGGCAUCGAUGCCAGUGACUGGCCCUCUCGCUCCCCUGACCUAAAUCCAAUUGAGCACGUAUGGGACGUUAUGUGUCAGUGAAUACGACGCCACAGACUGUCCAGGAGCUCACUGAUGCCCUGAUCCAGGUCUGGGAGGAGAUACCUCAGGACACCGUCUGCCGACUCAUCAGGAGCCCAGACACUGUCGGGAGUGCAUACAGGCCAUACACGCUACUGACUCACAUUAUGAGUUGGCAUAAGAAAAAGUAGGAAGUAAAGACUUUCAACUUGAAUCAUUCGUUCAUGAAGAUGUGAUGUGGGAUUUAAGUGUUCCCUUCAUUUUUUAUGAGCAGUGGUAUUUACUGAAUCCCAUUUCCUCACUUUUCUUAAAAGUUUAAAAACUCGUGUGAGUUACAAAGAAGGAUUUUUUUCAGGAUUUUUUUGUCAGGAUAAAAAGAAAAUAAUUUACAAUUAAAUGGAUAAAAAUGA
Molecule: messenger RNA, 3443 nt
Organism: Scophthalmus maximus (turbot)
Lineage: Eukaryota; Metazoa; Chordata; Actinopteri; Pleuronectiformes; Scophthalmidae
Gene: c20h2orf42
Product: chromosome 20 C2orf42 homolog
Exons: 9
Coding region: 256-2313 (685 amino acids)
Cellular component (GO): nucleus
Source: RefSeq, a predicted model, not a curated record